AUGGCCUCAAUUGAUCCUCGUGCAGGGGCGGAAAUAGUAUAUGGAUCAUCAGAUUGUUACAAACAAUCGGUGGAGUUACUCGAGGAAUUGGGAUUUCCAAAAGGAGUAAUGCCAUUGAAAGAUCUUGAAGAGUGUGGACGUGUUCAAGAGACGGGGUUCGUCUGGAUGAGGCAGAAAGGUCCAUACGAGCAUUUUUUCGAAGGAACGAAUACAAAGGUGAGUUAUGCAACCGAAGUAACGGCUUAUGUGGAAAAAGGAAGGAUGAAGAAAAUGACGGGGGUUAAGAGUAAACAACUUAUGAUUUGGGUACCUAUUGUUGAUAUGAUUAUCGAUGAUUCCGGUAAGAAAAUCAAUUUUAAAACUCCGGUGGGGAUAGGAAAAACUUUUCCUUCAUCGGCUUUUAUGACUGAAGAAGAGAAGGAGACGAAGUAUUUGGAGUACUAA
Molecule: messenger RNA, 444 nt
Organism: Impatiens glandulifera
Lineage: Eukaryota; Viridiplantae; Streptophyta; Magnoliopsida; Ericales; Balsaminaceae
Exons: 1
Coding region: 1-444 (147 amino acids)
Source: RefSeq, a predicted model, not a curated record